AUGGUGUAUCGAUACUCGAGUAGUGGUAGUGGUAGGGGUUCACCCUCGCCGAAGCGCGUUGGCACUGGACUUCCACCACCAUCCCCACCAAUAACCACCACCAACACAAGGGUGGUAGAACGUGAUGCAAAAACGCUAGAACGAAUGCUGCAACAGAUGGAUGAAGCAUUUCGUAGUGAUGAUGAAAAUAGUGAACGACAAGUUCGUCUACAGUUAUUAGAAGAGCGACAAAUGGCACUUAGACGCCUCUGUGAGGCAGUAUUAGAUAAUGAAGAAGAUCAUGAUGUUUUAAAUUUCCAUUAUCCUGUUUCUGAUUCUGCUGGAAGCAGGCGUGUAGAAACGGGUAUUGUGUCAACCCCUCGUUCAUUGGAGGGAUUUUCAGUAUAUGAUGAUGCUGCCGCAGUGGCUCGCAGCAUUAGGCGGAGUGCAAGCCGCAACGGUGCUGUCUUUAUGCCGUCGCAGCUCCCACUGCCGGUGUGGCCGUUUCCACCACGUACGACCGCCGCCUCGGUGCCGGAGACCAUCUCCGAUGUGGAGACGGUGGGGGAUCGGGGAAGUCUGCGACGCCCACCGCCCCCGCCCCCGCCCCCCGUCAUUCCAACCACCACCUCCACAGCAACAGCAACAGGAACAACAAGAAGAGAAAUAGAGACUGGCCGUUAUUAUCAUGGGCUUCCAUCUCCACCGCCGCCGCCGCUCUUUGAGGAAGUGGCCUUGGCGGAGGAGCGAUCGAUCGUGGAGGCGUUUCUCGCCAGCCCACGACACCCGUACGCCGUGGAGGAGGACCUCCCGCCCCGCCCACCGGUCUGGAGCGCCUCGACCCGCCAACUCGCCAGCAGGAGAGUCGCCCCGAGUAACUCACCGGAAAACUUUGAUCGCUACGAGGAUGAACAGCUGCUCAAGACUAUCCUAGCGACGGUGCACAUGCACGAUACGGAAGAAGUGAAGGAGAGUCGUACAACUAUGGCAUCUUCUUCUUCUUCUUCUUCUCCUCCUCCUCCUCCUCCUGUUCCUUCUUCUUCUUAUAAGAAGGAUACCCCAGAUGCUACAGCUUCCACAGUAGGGAAUGCAGAAGGAACCUUGGGUCAUUUAAGCGGUACUAUGGUUCAAAACCAGAACAAGCAGCAACAACCAAAACAAAUUGCUCCAGCAUCAGGUGCAGUUGAUGUUAUAGCAGAUGAUGUGCUUUCUACUGGAACUGGUGAAGUUCAAGAGUUAUUAAAAGAGAAUCAAACCCUACAUAAAGAGCUAGAAGCUCAAGAUGGAGUACUUAGGGAAUUGACGUAUAAAACAGAAAGUCUUGCCCGUCACCUUGUCAAAUCUAUGCGUGAGCGGACACAGUUACAAUAUCGUGUAGAACGAUUGGAUGAAUUACUUGGGAAUGCAAAUUCAGAAAUUGGGAGGUUAAAACAAAUUGCUGAAUCACAAAGUGAAACGGCAUGUGGUGCUGCUGGUUGGCGUGCCGCAUUACAUGCAAAAGAACGUGAGUUACUUAUAUGUGAAGAUGAGCUUCGAAGAUUACGUGGUAUAGUAGAAAAUCACAUUAUGCGCUCAGAAAAUGUGCGAAAAGAGCAGGAUAAUACAAUGGCACCUACACAAGUGUAUGGUGAUUUAGAGGAAUUGAUACAAGAACUAGGCAUUUCUCAUAUGCGACAGCGCGAAGCGGAGGAACAUGCGAGACGCAUCUCAGAAGAACUUGAAGCAGCCCAAUCACACAUUCAACUUCUUGAUAAACGUUUGUCAGAUGCAGAACGAGCGGCAGCAGCUCAACGAUUGCGUGAAAUUCAGGAAUGUCUCAUGCCAGAUGAUGAUGUUUCUCAAUUGUCACCAUCAUCAUUAUUGUUAUCAUCAUCUCUUCCUAUACCAUCAGCAGAAGAUGUUUCAAAUUGGCCUUUUUCUGCUCGACGUGAACUCGCUCGAUUGGCAUCUCAUGCAGAAGGACUCCUCUUUCAACAUGCUGAAAGUGAUCGACACGCAGAGUUACGUUUAUCAAAUGCACGUCGUGAAGGAGAUGAACUACGAGAAAAGUGUCAUGCCUAUGAAGAAGAGGUAAAAACUUUAGAGGUGGAAACUGAGAUGCUACGUCGUGAGCGAGUAGCAAGGAAAUUGUCUGAACGACGUUGGAUGCAACAAUUAAAGGAUAUACAUGAUGACUCAGUUAUGGUCUCUGAUUUAUUGCGUAGUACAAAGAAUAAGGCAGAAGAAGUGUUGCGAUUAGUAUCAACACUUGAUUCUAGUCAUAGAGAGGUAAAGAUAGGGGUUGAACCCUUUGUUAAUAACGUAUUACGAGAUUGGGAUACUGUAGUGCGCUUUCUUUCGGUAUUACAACAAAUGAACUUUGUUGGUUUACAACAACAACAACAACAACAACAACAAAACCAAGAAAAAGAAGAGAAAGACGUGGAACGAAUCUCUCUCUCUGCAGCUACAAAGGCAAGAAAAGAUUUCGUCUUGCGGGCGGUAGAAUUUGCCAUGGCACGUGAGAACUCUGUUACUGCAGUAAAAGAAAGAGAAAAAAAAGAAAAAGUAGAAGGAGAACAACAGCGGCACCAGCAGAACGGUAAUCUCCACCAAUCUGCCUUGGCGGAGUGGCCUGUAAUGCGUCAAGUAUCAGUUGAGAAGAAGACGAAGGAAGUAAAAAAAGAAGUUGAUGAUAUGAGAGAAUUGCAGUUGCACACUGCCAAGAAAUCUCCAUUGUUACCACCAACCUCUGUUUCUCCAUCACGUACGCUUUUCUUGCAGGAAGAAAUCGAUACCGCAAACAUGGCUUCUACUGAUCAUCAUAAUUAUGAACUCCAAAGCAGUAGAAGGCGUAAAAAAGAAGGAAUGGACCUCGUGAAUCCUCCACUUCGUCAUAUUGCUCCACAACUCUCUCCUCUACCUGCUCCUCCGUCUCCUUCGCCUACUCCUUCUGUGUCUAUUCCCACUGCGGUUGAUGUUCCUGAUGAGGAAACUUCCCAUAAGUCAAUACUGCGUCAAGAGAGUGAAAAAAAAAAGUUUAUCUCUCCUCUAAAGGGGCAAUCGUUGUCAGAGGGGCCUACCGUUUCAGAGUCUGAAGAAGGUAAAGAGUCAAAGUACAAGUCUCCCUCUUUAGUUCACAGCGUGUCAACUCGUGAUGUUCCGGCAGAGAAAUCUGAGAAUAAACAUAUCUUUUCCAGAGUGACUCCACCCGCUUUACUAUUGCGGGACCUCUCAAAAUCUUCAACUUCUUCAGUUGGUGAGAAUUUUAGAAAGUCAGACUCGGUAACUUUAGUGAAUGAAAAGGAAACAACUAUGAAUGUAUUGCCUCAGGCGCAGCAUCAACAAAAGUUGGAGCUUCCUGCAUCGUCAAUUCAGUUGAAUUCUCGUGAAGAAAUUGGAGAUGUAGUGGAAUUGAUUGACUCUGUGAAUAAAAAAAAGAUAGAAAUCGAAGCUACACCUCGCUCGUUAGCCAAGGAUAAGAUGAUUGAAGAAGAUCAUUCUUCUCAAGAGAGAAAAAAAGAAAACCAGAGGCAGCAGGAGAGUCCUUCCAAUAGAAUGAAAAAGGAUGUAAGUAAUUCUGUGGACAUCAACAUCACUAAUAAAAAUAGUGGUAACAGCAACGAAAGUAGUCGUACUAAAACCAACGUUGUUGAUCUAUCUAUGAAGGCUUCAACAGUACGCUCUGCUUCUGAUGUCACUAAAAAUAGAACUAGAUUUCAAAAUAUUUCUAAAGGUACUACGUCUGUUAGUGGUGAUGAUAUUGAUAAUGAACCACGUCUACGUAUGUUUACUCCUCGGAAAAUCAAUAUGCCGAAGGAGGAAGAGUCACCAAAAGAAACUGCUUCAAAUGAAAAAGAGGAAAAUCUUCAAAAAACUGUUACGAAUAGUGGGAAUCAAAUCGUUUCUACAGAUGGAACUGGGAAAACCACAACCUCUGUUAAAGAAACAGAUCCUUCUCUGAAGCCUACUAUAAUUAGCUCGUCACGUUCUGUACAUCCAACUAAUAGUGUUCCAUCUAGUGGCAAUGUGUCUCUAUCCACUGGUUCAAGUCGCUCUUCCUUGAGGAGACCCAAAUCUUCCCAAGUUUCAGAGGAAGUACCACCAAAAGCUCAAUCUACAACUACUUCAACCUCUAUAAGAGGUGCACCUGCUGUUUCUACUUCUACUUCUGCUCGCGCUUCUGUUCCUACUUCUGUACCUGCUUCUGUACCCUCUGUGGGUAAAGAAGAUGCUGUAACUAUCAAUAAAACGCCAGGUUUGGGGAAUGUAAAUUCUGAAAUAACUGCCAGACGACGGCCCUCAGCUGCGAUGGAGUUCCCCUCCCUACAUCGUCCGUGUGUUGGACACGCUAAGCAGCAGAAAGAGAGUGAAGAAACAGUGGCUAAUUCUGGAACAGCUGUAGAAACACCUGAAACGAAGUAA
This is a messenger RNA of Trypanosoma theileri, 4383 nucleotides long. RefSeq lists its product as uncharacterized. The coding region runs from base 1 to 4383 and encodes 1460 amino acids. Lineage: Eukaryota; Euglenozoa; Kinetoplastea; Trypanosomatida; Trypanosomatidae. The transcript has a single exon. The record is from RefSeq and is a predicted model, not a curated record.